Molecule: messenger RNA, 4519 nt
Organism: Apus apus (common swift)
Lineage: Eukaryota; Metazoa; Chordata; Aves; Apodiformes; Apodidae
Gene: CCSAP
Product: centriole, cilia and spindle associated protein
Exons: 3
Coding region: 20-775 (251 amino acids)
Biological process (GO): regulation of mitotic spindle assembly
Cellular component (GO): ciliary transition zone; spindle; ciliary basal body
Molecular function (GO): microtubule binding
Source: RefSeq, a predicted model, not a curated record
UCCCGGUCCCGGCCCCGCCAUGGUGGUGCCGGCGCGGCGCGUGAAGACGGAGUACAUGAAGCGCUUCAAGGAGCCCAAGUGGGAGUCGUGCGGCGCCUGCUACCUGGAGCUGCUGCACUACCGGCUCAGCCGCCGCCUGCUGGAGCAGGCGCACCGGCCGUGGCUGUGGGACGGCUGGGAGCAGGGCAGCGGCAGCGGCGCCGCCACCAGCGCCGGCGGGUCGCCCUCGCCGCCGGGCAACGACGGCCCCGCGGCCGCGCAGGAGGAGGAGGAGGAGGCGGCGGCGGCGCCGAGCGAGGCGGGAGCGGAGGGCCCCGAGAAAGAAAAAGAAGAUCAAGAAAAGCAGCAGAGUGAAGAGCAAGAAAAAGCUGUAGAACACGCUUCUGUAAAGGAAGCUGACAAAACCAGCCGUACAGGACAACGUUCAAGCCGAAGUGCCUUGUCCAGUCGUAAUGAUCGAAGAUCAGCCAAAAGUCCUCAAAAGACAGAUCCACCAAAGGAGAAUAAACAUCCAUUUGCUCUUUAUGGGUGGGGAGAAAGACAGACAGAUACUGGAAGUCAAAAAACUCACAAUGUCUGUGCUUCUGCUUCAGUAAAUGAAAUUCAUGAAUCCGCUCUACGAGCAAAGAACAGGAGACAAGUGGAGAAAAGGAAGCUGUCUCAGAGGAGAGUACAAUCAGCAGAAGCAGAGACAGCUUGGCGGAUAAAGCCCUCCCCACCAGAUAACCCGUGGAUGACAGAGUAUAUGAGAUGCUACUCAGCAAGAGCUCGGUGAAUUUGGAUUCUCUUCAGCAUCUUCAAAAGAAGUUACGCCUAUCAGGACACUAGUGCAAGGAACCAAACUACUUAUGCAAGGUUUUUAUAGGGAGUUUCCAGCUGAUAAAUACUUGUUACAAUGUUUUUAUCUUGGCUACCUACCUCACAGUGGGGUGUAUUGUUGGAGCCCUAACAUUUGAAGAGGCUUUUAUAGCUACCCAAACUUUUAAACAAUUCCCCUUUUGGGAAUCUUUCUAAUGCUUCAGUUGACUUGUUUUGGGGGUGGGAGGGGGGAACCUUAGCACACAGGGAGGCAAAGAAAACACUUUUUUGAUCUUGGUUACAAAUAUUCUGUUAUCCCUUAUUUAAAAAGUCCUAAGUAAUGGGGAGGUGAUACUGGGGAAAGGCUUUAAAAGUGUGAUGGAGGUGCCUUUGCAUUUGUAGUACUCUUUGAUUAAAUUAUUUUACCAAAAUAAGUAUAUUGAGACAGGCAACAGGAAAGCCAGUGGGUCUGGUAAACAGCACUAAUAAAUAUAAAUGUUUUAGGCAGGCAAAUACCAAGUAUUUCCUGGAUGUAGAAACUUUCAAAAAACCUUGUUUGAUUAGAGAAUUUGCUGGUAACUUUUAUGGCUGUUUCUAAAGACAUUAGAAUAAACUAUUAAUUUUCAGGGCAAGAAACAGCUACAGGAUUGUGUUGCUGUGCCUGUUGUACCAAAUAACUGAUGUAGACAAUCAUUAUCUGAUAGCUGCUGCUCAGUAAGCAGUUGCUUGUUCUACCAGUAUCAAGUUGUACCACUUUAAGCUUGUGGUCACACUUCCUCUAUGCUUAAUCCUGUAAAUGCCAGUUUAUUGAAGGAGAGGGCUGGCUCCUGCUGUCCAAUGAAGUCUAUUUUUAACACUUAAGACUAUAUAUUAUGCUCAGUGGGGGUCAGUGCAGUAUGCAUUCCAUUGGUGGUAUGGUACAAGCAUACUGUUAAAGAUUUUACAUUUGAAAAUUGUGUUGAUAAAAUUUGUAGGUGAAGUCCUGAGAAGCUUUCUGUCUCUCAGAAUUGGUGCAGGACUCCUCACUGUGGGGAUGAGGGCUAGAAGAGGGAGGAGAGGUAUACUCUUUAGUAAACAGGAAUAUAUAAUGGAGUUUGUGAGAUCCUCAGUGCUUGUCUGCUUUGUUUCCUUCAAGCUGUAAAUUUCUUCAGUUCAAUACCUAAGCUUUAGGCAGAUAAUUGCUGUAGUUGUGAACUUGUUUUUUUUCAGAUGUGUUGUGUUUUUCACUAUGUUGGGUAUCUCAGUUCAGUUGUUUUGAAGCUUGUGUUUUACAGACUGGACACCUUUUCACAGAAAGCACACUUGCACUUCUGCAGCAGAAACCUGCACUAGUCUUAGCUUCAUUCCACAAUCUCUGUGAGUAAGCAGGACUCCAGAAUUACUACUGUAACAGUUAUAUGCUUGGUGAAAAGUCUGUUACUGAAAGAAAGUAGUCAUGCAAAGGGACCAAGCACUGCUGCCUCCUAGUGGGAAUUACAUUAGUAAAGGUUUUCAUUAAUCUCAGUUUUAAUUUUGCUAAAAUGUCCUAGAAUCCAUGGAAUUAUCUGAUUUUUAUCCACCUUUUAAGUGUAGAGCUAUACAAAUACAACUCUUGUUCAGGCUACUUAGUAGAGACCUUACAGCUUUUAAGUCUGGGAAUGCAAAGUAUGAGUAUGUUUUAAAUAGAGCAAAAUCACUGUGUUCCAACUUCUAAGUAAACCACAGGCUAGCAGUUACUAGAACUUUAGAGCAGUGUCCAAAACUGAGGCAAGCUAUUCCAGAGGAUGCCUUUAUUCCAUAUGAGAUUCCUUUAAUUUCCUUUUAUGCUGUGUUUUCCUUUUAAAAUAGCUGCUGUAAAUCUGCUAAAGUUGCUUCUGAUGCUGUUUCAAUUCAGACAUCCACCUGAGCUUUGAACAACAGUAUCAAAGCACUGACUCAGUAGUGUUGAACAGCCUUAUUGAAUGCAAGCUCUGCCUGUUCCUGCUGCCCAGAGUACCAUAUACACCUUUGGGUGUGUGGGCUUUUAUGUAACUACAGCAGCUGGAUAAUACAGUGCUCUCACUGUAUUUUCUCACAUUGAACAGUUUCCUUGGUUGUGUAGGGCAGGUUUCAUCUUGCUGUGCUUUCGAAGACAGCUUCUACAGUUCUCUCCUCCCACUGAGAAUGCAGCAGCCAAGAUGACAUGUGCCUGCCUUAAGUACCCGUUGUUGGAUAAGAUGAAUCUCCUGUUAGAUGUUCAUCUUUCAAAUAAUUAUAGAAGGCUUAAAUGUCGUCUGCAUUGGAUGCUAGGUACCAAAUCUAAAACAUCUCAGUCUUAUUCAGGUGUCAGCACAGCAUGAGAAUCUUCAACAGCAUCAAGACUACUGGGUACUGAGGAAAUGAUCUAGUUCUUAUCCUUGUCUGGUCACAAGAGCUGUUGCCUACCAAGACAGCAGUAGACACUAAUUGGGUCAUGUGAGUCACUGUCAUGCUUUUUCAAAUAGUCUGCAGCUAAAAAUAGUCCUGGGUGCUACGUUGGUACUAUCUUAGUUUAAAUAAUAUAAUGCCUGAAAUAGGGGGUAAAUUUUUCUGCAAAUCAGGUAGCCUUCCUGCAUUUGGGCAUUGUUUGACUUAUAAAAAAAGCUAGUAGGUUUGCUUAGAUAUCUGAUGACUGCAAGUUGUACAUGCCAAAUACUGGAAAACCAUUAUUGUAGUGUUUUGAUCUUAACAGAUGAAAAGCCAAUUGACUUGGAAAGCAGAACUUUUCAAAUGUCAAAGCUUUAACUAUAUUCCAUCAAUUUUCACAGGAGGUGGCUUUUUUUUGCAUGAAAUUGGACUCAUUAAAAAGGGAAAACCUAGUAAAUGUCACUCUAAUAAGGAAGUUCUUUUCUUUGUCUUGCAUGGACUCUUGAAUUCAGCCAAGUGAUGAACACUUCUCACUCCUGCUUUAGCAGUAAAACUUUGUAAGAACAUGGUAAACACUCAGUUGUCCAAAAUCUUCAUUAAAAUUACUGUUUCUUUUUGUUUUUGAAAGUACUUAGGUAAGUGAAACAAGACUUUUACAAUGUGUCAUGCUGCAAUUUGACUAUAGUGUUGUGAAGACUAGUGUUUACAAUGUAAAAUGUUACAAUGAAAACUGCUUAAGAAUGUCCCCUGUAAAAUACAGUAGCAUGCCUGUUCAGUCACUGCUGUCAUGUCUUUGCAACUAUGACUUACAGACUUUUUCACUGGAAGCUGAGACAAUUGAAGUGAGAGCCAAACAUAACAAAGCUGAGGGACAGACCUGGAUUUUUGGUAAGAAUUUUAUCUGGGUAGCAAAUGCAUAUUUAAAUUAAAUUUUUAACAUGUAGGGGAAUCUGUUUGCUUUUUUAAUGGUAUAGUGCAGUGCCACUGAACUAAAAAGGCCUCUCUGACUUCUUUUGCUAGCUUUUGGUCCCUAGUACAGUAAUCUGAGGGCCGUAUGCAUGGGUAACCUGGGUGUUUCAGCUCAGUUAGUGCACUCAGCAGCAAAGCCAUACAUGGAGCCUGAUUCAACACCUUGACAGUAGCCCCCAUAACAUUAGGGGUACAAGUGAAUGGGAAGCUGCCUCAGCUAUCGUUAGCACUGAAUUCACUUUAAAACUAUAGGGAAAUACCAUCUAAGCUUGAAGCAAUAUGUGUUUUUUAAAGUUUUUAAACAGUAUUUGUUUUUAAUGCUUCUGUAUUGUCUAUAUUUAAUAGUGUAGUGUCAACUUGCAUAUGUGAAUAAAAUAGGUGACACAAA